Molecule: messenger RNA, 1437 nt
Organism: Radiomyces spectabilis
Lineage: Eukaryota; Fungi; Mucoromycota; Mucoromycetes; Mucorales; Radiomycetaceae
Product: Cupredoxin
Exons: 4
Coding region: 117-1343 (408 amino acids)
Molecular function (GO): oxidoreductase activity; copper ion binding
Source: RefSeq, a predicted model, not a curated record
AAAUAAUAAAAAAAUGGGCCCUACAUUUAAAGUAAAAAAAAAAUAGUUUUUAAAUGGCAGGAUUUCCUUUUUUUGUUAAUUUUUUUUUCCAGCAUUCUCCCAAAUGACUUGAAACCAUGAAGAAGCUGCUUCAUUUCAUUGUUACCAUUGCAGCACUUUUAGUCCACGUGCAAGCGCAGGAUACCGCUAUUGACGAACAGGACGCUCCCGAACCUUACGUUCCUCCACCAGUCAAAUAUACGGACAAUUUUCACAUCUUGCAUGACGAAUUAACCCAACCUCACACCGGCAUUACCCGGACUUAUUAUAUCGCAGUCGAUGAAGUUGUAUGGGACUAUUUGCCUGACGGCAAUGACACCAUCUUUAACACUUCCAUCAACGAUUCUCCGGCAAAGUCAUGGAUCAGCAAGUGUAAGCUAUCUAUCAUAUGCAACUAUGUUGAUUCAGAAGCCCAUAUUUACCUUGUUGUAGCUUCGACAACCAUAGGUGCACGGUAUCACAAGGCGCUUUAUCGGGAAUACACCGACGAUAGCUAUCGUGUGCUAAAACCGCGUCCUCAUUGGCAGGGACUGAUGGGUCCAGUGCUCCGAGGGGAAGUGGGUGACACUUUGGAAAUUCAUUUUUGGAAUCGUGCAUCGUACAAUUUUUCGAUGCAUCCUCAUGGUGUCCUGUAUGAAUUCGAAAUGGAAGGCGCUGUGUAUAAAGGCACAUCAAACACCGCUUUUGUACGCCCUGGAGAAAAAUACACAUAUCGGUGGGAAAUUUACCCAAGAGCAGGUCCCGGCCCGAGUGAUGGGAACUCACUUGUGUGGGGAUAUCAUUCUCAUGUCACGGAAAAUGAUAUAUAUGCCGGUCUUUAUGGUGCUAUCAUUGUCUAUAAGCCAGGUACAUUAACUGAAGAUUCAGUCAAAGAUGAAAUUGUCACAUCCUUAUUCGCUUCAAAUGAAAAUCUGUCGCCGUAUCUCGAUCGGACCAUGGCAGAGCUGGCCCCGCAGUUGGAUCUGCAAGCAAUUCAGGAAAAUCGCAUGGCUUUCCGCCAUUCCAAUAACAAACAAUCUAUCAACGGCCUGAUGUUUUCCGCCCCUCGUGACUUGAUUAUACCCACAUCAAAAACGAUCCAGUGGCACCUGUUGGGUUGGGGAUCGAUGAUGGAUCUGCAGGACAUUCGGUGGGAGCAUGGUGCAGUGACACUGUUUGAUAAGCCCGUAUCGCAUAUUCGAUUGUACCCUGCCACUUUCCGAACGGUGCAAGUCAAAGCCGAUCAGAAAGGCGACUACCAAUUCGGAUUCAUCAAUGGUCAGCCUGGUAUUCGUGGUAUGAUCAUGCGUUACAAAGUGGUAUAGACCUCGGCCAUUUCUAUCUGCUAGCAUAUUGUAUAAAAUUUUUUCCUUCUCUGAACAUUAAGUCUUUUUUUUUCUUCUGUGGUCACUGUGUUAA